Molecule: messenger RNA, 1503 nt
Organism: Hyaloscypha bicolor E
Lineage: Eukaryota; Fungi; Ascomycota; Leotiomycetes; Helotiales; Hyaloscyphaceae
Product: amino acid transporter
Exons: 10
Coding region: 1-1503 (500 amino acids)
Biological process (GO): transmembrane transport
Cellular component (GO): membrane
Molecular function (GO): transmembrane transporter activity
Source: RefSeq, a predicted model, not a curated record
AUGACCAGAGAUGAAGGAGAGAUGGCAUUCUAUGGAAAGAAAGCACAGCUCAAGCGGAGAUUCGGGUUUCUAUCUAUCGUCGGAUUUAUUUGCAGUCUUUUGGCAACGUGGGAAGUAAUGUUUGCUGUCUUUCUCUACGGAUUUCAGAAUGGUGGUCCUGCGGGUCUGGUCUAUGGUUACAUUUUCUGCUGGGUUGGCACACUCGCCGCGAUGGCUUCAUUGGCAGAGAUGGCUUCAAUGAUGCCCUUAGCAGGUGGGCAAUACCACUGGGUUUCCAUUCUAGCGCCGCCUAGCACAGCGAAAUUCCUCAGCUAUAUUACAGGUUGGCUUACAGUGAUUGCCUGGGAGGCCGCCCAAGCUUCCAUAGCUUUCCUCGGGGCGACAAUUAUCCAAGGACUAAUCAUCCUUAACCAGCCCACUUACACACCCACCCGGUGGCAAGGCACACUCCUUUAUUAUUUCGUCUUAGCCUUUAUGGUUUUCAUAAACACUUUCUUGGCGAGAUGGCUUCCCAAAGUUGAAGGUAUAUUUCUCUGCGUUCAUGUGAUUGGGUUUUUCGCGGUCCUCAUUCCGUUGGUAUAUCUGGGUCCUCAUGGCUCUGCGAAAGAUGUCUUUGCAACUUUUAUUAAUGGAGGAGGCUGGAGCAGCGACGGAUUGUCUUUUUUUGUUGGUAUCAUUGCUAGUGUCUACACUUUCACCGGAGCUGACAGCGCAAACCAUAUGGCUGAAGAGGUCUACAAUGCCUCGACAGUUGUUCCUUGGGCCAUAGUCGCAACGAUAAUGGUCAACGGAGUUCUCGGGCUGGCACUCUUGCUUGCACUUCUGUUUUGCCUCGGGGAUAUCGAUGCAGCACUAAAUACCCCUACCGGAUUCCCCUUUAUUGAAAUCUUUGCCCAAGCUACAAAUAGUAACACGGCUGCUACGAUUAUGACGUGCCUGAUCCUUUUUCUCUUGGCUGCGUCAGGAAGCGGGGGUAUGGCCACUGCUUCUCGUCUUCUUUGGUCAUUCGCCAGAGACAAUGCCGUUCCUUUCAGUAGCUACAUUAGUCGCGUCCACCCAACAACCGGCCUACCCUUAUACUCGAUUCUCGUCAGCGCUAUCAUAGCCUUUCUUCUCGCUCUCAUAAAUAUUGGAAGCACCGCCGCUUUCAACGCGAUCAUAAGCAUGGUUGUAGCAGGUUUUAUGGCCUCUUACAUGGUACCCAUCGCCCUCAUUCUGCACAAACGGCUUCGGAAUCACCCAGACAAGGACAAACUCCACUGGGGACCUUGGCAUAUGGGGCCAGUUCUCGGACCAAUUGUGAACGCGGUGGGUUUGGGAUACAUUGUCAUUGCACUGUUCUUUAGCUUCUUUCCAUCUACAGUAACUGUUAAUCCUGUAACUAUGAACUGGAGUUGCCUCCUUUUCGGAGCGACAGUGCUUUUCAGCAUUGUGUACUACAUGACGUAUGGCAGAUAUGCAUACAAGUGGCCAGUUGUGGACACUAUCAGGAGGGAUCAGUAG